AUUGAAUAAGAGCAGAUUUACAAAGUACCGCUGCCGCUAAGGGUGAUCGAUUAUUGAAUAUAAACUUAAUCAUUCAUUUUGUGUCGUCAUUACAAAAAGCUGGACCGUAAAAUUAAAAUUGAAAUUUCUAAGAGUGGGAGUUUAAAUAUCAUCACAGCAGACUACAGGAUGUAAACAAACAGAGUUGCUAUGCAACAUCGCGCGCGGUAAACACAAAACGGAAACAGGGUAGCAGACGACAGUUAUUCGAUUUAUGUAGUUGAAGUUAUAUCGGAAUAUACUUUAAUAAAACAAAAUGGGUGAUGCUUCAAAAGUCCCGUCGGAAAGGAAAUUAAAAAAAGCGUUUUACGAGUACUCAUGUGGCAAGGAAGAACUCGACAUCGAGGGAUUCAAACACCUGUGUUACAAGUUCUACCUCGCUCCAACAACCAAGGCUGCUUCAGAGCUCUUCCACCAACUCGACAAGAACAGUGACUCGCAGCUGUCAUUUGAAGAAGUUUCUCAGCUCGUUGAGCGACAAUGGUCGCCCAUGGACGAAAGAAAGUUGUCCUUCAAACGAGACUUUGAGAGGUGUCGGAAAAGAGAAGGACCGGUGACUCGUGAUGAACUCCGUGAGAUCCUACAAGGGAACAGCGACGAGGCUCUUACCGACGAAGAUGUUGAUUACUGCUUCAACAAGAUGGACAUCAAUGGGGACAGCAAGCUCUCAGUCGAUGAAAUGUGUGAGAUGAUCUUCAAGUUAGAUGAGCUGAUAAUGUCCCGAGAACCAUCCAGAGUGGAAUCACGAUUGUUAAGACGAAGGUCAAAGUCUAGAUCAAGGUCGCGAUCCGGCUCCAGGGGAAGAAAAGGCAAAUCCAGGUCAAGGUCAAGGUCAAAGGGACGAAAGGGCAAAUCUAGGUCAAGGUCCCGAUCCAGUUCAAAAGGGAGAAAGGGAAAAUCCAGAUCAAGAUCGCGUUCUAGCUCAAGAGGCAGAAAGGGAAAAUCUAGGUCGAGGUCGCGAUCCAGUUCAAAGGGGAGAAAGAGCAAAUCCAGGUCAAGUUCGCGUUCUAAAUCUCCUAGACAGCGAAAACACUCAGGGAAAGGAAGAAAAGGUUCUGGGAAACAAAGAAGGGAGAAUGAAAAUAAUGGAGAAGGAAAUCAGAUGGUUGAGGAAACUGUCAAUCUAGAGAUGAGAAAUGAAGAUAAUGGCAACCAAAUGGUACAAGAAAGUCAGGUUGUAUCAGGACAGUUUGGAAUACAGGUGAGUUAUCCAUCUGAACAAAAGGAAACAGAAGAACCAACACAAGAAACGGCGCCAGAAAUUCAGCAAGAAACUGCGCCAGAAAUUCAGCAAGAAACUGCGCCAGAAAAUCAGCAAAACGAUGAGAAGGUGGAACAACAAUCGGAUCAGAAAAAGGAUGAAACAGUUUUAGAAGCGGUGGAUGAGCAGAAGAAUGUUGAAGCAGAUCAGAGUAAACAAGCCGAUGCUGUUGGUGAUGUAAAACAAGAAGAGCAAGUUGUAAGUGAACAGAGCAAGGACGAAGAAAAGGUUGAAGAGGGACAGAAAGAGGAAUAAACAGUGACAAUAAAUACAACCACAUUAGAAAUUGAACCAUACAACUAUGAAACAAGUAUUACAGUUCAUAGGCUUAACCUGGUGAAUUUACAAACAACCCAUCGAAAAAUUAAUCAUCAGUUUAAAUUUUUACAUAUUUCAUACUUUAUUUGUGAUUUCUGAAUGCUUACGUAGCAAUUAUAGAUCUCCGCUUAUAAUGUUUUAUGUUCUUUAUCUUUUUAAUCCGUAUUAUAAAUCUUCAUUUUUGCAACAAGUAUCUGUGAUAAAAUGAUGCUAAAAUUGUUUUAUUUUCAAUAUAUUUUAAACUUAAAGUACAUAGACAAGAAAUGUUUGUAAUAAAUAAUGUUGCGACUUCCUAACCUCAGUCGUCAAAAAUAUUUGAAUUAAGAGUUACUUAACUGAAUACAAAUUAUAAAUAUAUCAAAAUGUAUGAAAUAUAUAUGUUUCUUUUAUGUACUAAAAGGCAUAGUUAUAAACAACGAUUACCAUAUCACUCAUUUGUUAUCCUACGAACUUAAAAGAAUAAAUGCUCAUUUUUUGUUUGUUUGUGCUGGCCACAACCUAUCUUCACUCAGAAAACUGUAUUAAUAUAUUUUUCCAAUAUACCAUGAAAUCUUUUAAUGUAGAUACUGGUUUACUUAACAUUUAAGUGCUAAUGCUAUUGGAACGGCCCAUUGUGUAUCUGUCAGCGUAUUGUAAAUGGUAUUUGUAAAGAGUUGUUGUCGCAUUUUGUCUAAGACAUAAAACCUUUUCCGACUUAAAUGGCGAGUAUUUUCAUUUUUGAAAAAAAUGUUUUGAUUUUGACAAUUCUACACAAACAUUCACGGCUUUCAGGUUCUAAUUUUAUUAAUUUAAAGUUCAUGUUAAGACAUUUUAACUAUAAUUCUUUCUAUAUACCAACUCAUCCACGGUUUUUGUUUGUUACACUAUGAUUUUGUAUUUACUGUUUUGCAAUAUUUUUUUCUGCUCAGGGCAACUCCCGAACUUGAAAAUAUCUGUAUUGAAAACAUGGCCAAGCAGACAGAAACUGUAUUUAAAAAAUAAGAAAUUGAUUUCUGUUCACAAAGAAUGAAAUCACCUAUAUCAAAUUUUGUUAAAAUUAUUUCUUACGUCAACAUGAUCGCUUGAAUAUACUUCAUUUAUUCAUUAAGACACUGUUUUACUGAACGCAAAGUUAUGUUUACAUGUGCUUUUUUAUGUUAUUUACUCGUUUUGUGAGCUUUUUUUCUACAUAUGUAUUUUAUACAACUAUUUAUUAGAUAGAGCUAUAGAUUUAUAUAACUGAAUAAAAAGUCCAGAAAACAA
Mya arenaria is the source of this 2860-nucleotide messenger RNA. RefSeq names its product arginine and glutamate-rich protein 1-B-like. The record is from RefSeq and is a predicted model, not a curated record. The coding region runs from base 296 to 1555 and encodes 419 amino acids. The transcript has 6 exons. NCBI's taxonomy places the organism in Eukaryota, Metazoa, Mollusca, Bivalvia, Myida, Myidae. Gene Ontology annotation, molecular function: calcium ion binding.